GGUUUUGUGGAGUGACCACCGGAGCGGAAGCGGGCAACAUGGCAGACGAGGAGGACUCGGCGCCGGAGCCCGCUGCCCUCUCUCCCCGGGAGAGCCCCCGCGCCGAGCGGCCUCACUCCGUUUCCUUCACGGACAGCGUGCAGCCGGCCGUCGAGAUGGUGAGCCAGCUGCUCAGCCAGCCGUCGUCCCUCAAGUUCGACAAGAACAUCAAGCAGGCCUUCUACAACACCGGAGCGAUGAUCUUCGUGGCGAUCUGCUGCGGGGCGGCCGUCCUGGUCUACUUCAUCCUGGAGGCCUUCCUGCGCCCGCUGCUCUGGGCCGUGCUCUGCGGCACCUUCCUCCACCCCUUCAAGUACUCCCUGGCCCGCCUGGGCCGCUCCUGGCUCAGCGGCCUGCAGGACACAGGCACGCCCAUCGUGGUGGGGACGCUGCUCGUCCCGGUGCGGUGCGUUAACUACGGGGUGGAGGCGAUGGGCCGGCUGGUGCUGGAGCGGCUCACGGUGCUCCUGGUGAUCGGAGCCGGGGCGCCGCUGGUUUACUUCCUCUACCUGUUCUGGAGCGUGAUCGGGAUGCAGGUGAUCAUCGGACACAUCUGCGGGGUCAUCGGGGCCAUGCUGGACUGUUUCCACAUUGUGUGGGUUUGCACGGUGGUGUUUGGCUACUUGCUGGCUGUCUGCUGCAAGUGGAGCGCUCACACCGAGCGCUACCUGCGGACUCUGGCGCUUCCUGUGUGGGCCGUCUUGCUUUUCUACAUCGUGUCGCUGACUGGAUCGUGGAGAGUUCCCAUAUUCGUGGUUGUGGUUGCGCUCCUCAUCGUGGGCUCCCAGGAGAAACCUCCUGCUCCUGGCAGAGGAGAACUGUCCGGGCAGGUGCUGUCCUUUGCGGCCAACACUAUUUACAUGGCCAUCUCCUGCAGCAACCUGCAGCCCAAGACUGAGGCCAGCGAGAACAACACCACAGGCGGCGUGCAGUCGGUGGGCCCCGUGCCCGCCACCCCCAGCUUCCCCCGGGGGACCCGCUCGCUGCCGGCCGGCCUCUUCCAGCGAGAGAGGAGCUCCCAGAGAGCCAGCAACAUCUACUUCGUCCUGCUGGCCUGGGCCAUAGUGCUGGUUCAGGUCUGGCUCAACCUCUGGAUCCUGCAGCUGCUCCCCAUCCCCGUAGCCGUGUGGGUGCUGAAGAAGCUGGUGGUCCACUUCGGCCUGAAGGGCUUUGCGGAGCGAACCCUGGCGUCGUGGUGGACGGUGAUGGAGAAGUUCGGGCGCGAGCGCGAGGAGGCCCUGCUGCCCGGACCCAUCAAAGGCCUGGCUCAGUUCCUGCUGCGUAUCGACACCAAGCUCUGGCAUUGGCUUAACAAGCAGAUGAUUGUGUGGUUGGAGCGAUCGCUGGAUAAAAUCAUCAGCAUCUUCAUCAUCUUCCUCCUGGUCACAGGAACCCUGCUCAUGGCUCUGCUGCUGACCGCCAUGGUGCAUCAUGAGAGCGCCCACAUCAUCGAGAUAACCAGUAACCUCAUCAACGAGACUGUUUCUAACCAUCCAGAGUGGGCCAAUUGGCUUCCUGAGGCUCGAGUCGUCCAGAAAGCUCUGAACUCAGCCGCCACGAACGUCUAUCAACACGGGAGAGAGUGGAUAACGCAGAAGCUCCAUAAGAUGUUGGGAGAUAAAGUGAACCACACCGCCGUCAUUGAGAAGCAGGUUUUGGAGCUUUGGGAUCGACUUUACCACUCCUGGUUUGUGAAGAAUGUGACCCACGCCGGACGACAUCGAGGGAACAAGAUGUCUCCGCAGAGACAGCACAGCUGGGUAGGGGACAUCCUGGACUGGAAGGACAUCGCCUCCUUUCUACAAGAGAACAUCGAGACUCUGCUGUCUAUCCUGGAGUCUCUGUGGGUGGUGAUGAGCAGGAACGUCGGCCUCCUCUUCUCCACCACCACCACGCUGCUCACCGUCUUAUUCCACAGCGGCACGGCUCUGCUCAACUUUGCUCUGAGUCUGGUGAUUUUCCUCACCACCCUCUUCUACCUACUGAGCUCCAGCGGUGAGUACUACAAGCCAGUGAAGUGGGUGAUCAGCCUCACCCCUCUGUCGCAGCCUGGACCCUCCUCCAACAUCGUGGGACAGUCUGUAGAAGAGGCCAUCAGGGGGGUGUUCGACGCCUCUCUGAAAAUGGCCGCUUUCUACGGCCUCUACACCUGGCUCACUCACACCAUCUUUGGCAUCAACAUCGUCUUCAUCCCUUCGGCUCUGGCCGCCAUCCUGGGCGCCGUGCCGUUUCUGGGGACGUACUGGGCGGCGGUGCCGGCGGUGUGCGACCUGUGGCUGGCCCAGGGCGAGGGCGUCAAGGCCCUGCUGCUGCUCGUCUGCCACCUGCUGCCCACUUACUUUGUGGAUACGGCCAUCUACUCUGACAUAUCCGGGGGGGGGCACCCGUACCUGACCGGCCUGGCGGUGGCGGGCGGCGCCUACUACCUGGGUCUGGAGGGGGCCAUCAUCGGACCCAUCCUGCUCUGCAUCCUGGUGGUCGCAGCCAACAUCUACAGCGCCAUGCUGACCAGCCCCAGCUCCGCCCUGCCCACGCCGGUGCAGCCCAACUGGCCGCUGCACACCAUGAGGGUGUUUGCGGAAUCCACGCCGUCCAUCCUGAAGAACAGUGAGUGACGGCGAGCGGGCGGGUCGCCGUGCUGACCCCUCGGUGGAAGCGCUCCCCGCUAGAAGCCCCUCCCGGCGCCGCGGGGCUCCGAAGGGUUGCCCCCUCCAUCAAACCGGGAAGAGGCGGCGGCUGCGGCGGCAGCGGUGUAGGUAGCAGCUGGUUACCCACAAUGCUCCGCUCUAUGGAGCCGUUUGUCUCUGAGCUUUGUGGCGCCGGCUCCUGCCGUUUGGCACCUUAAAAACCCAAACGCGUGUUCGUGCACAACUCAACUCCAAAUUAAGACGGGCGACGUCCCGUCGGGUCUCUGACUAGAAUGCAUAUCAGAGAUCUGCACGCCAAUCAAGUCAUCCCUCUGAACUCAGUGCCUGAAUUAGUUUUGUAAAUCCAUCUCAGAGUUUGUGGCGAAUUGUAGGAACACUAAUCUGCUGCGCCCCUCUCGUCCACCCUGCACUUUGCGCCGCGGCCGUGCGGCGCGCGUUCGCCCUACCUCUCUCCACACGGAGGCUCCAGUUCGCAGUGACGGCCGAUUUAUGAACCACAACCGACUCCAUCGAGAGAUGGCACCUAUUUUGACUGUUUUGUUUUUUAGUUUGACUUAAAGCAAAUUGAUGUAACCCCGAAGCAGUGGAAAGAGCAGCUUUCCGUUCCGGACGAGGAAGAAUCCAGACCAGCGAAUGCACUGUUGAGUGUGAAACACAGCUUACCUCAGAAAAAGCCUCACGAAACCUGGAUUCCUCCUGAUAUAAAGUGACGUAAAUCGUGCCAAUAAGCAACUGUAAAGCAGCCGGUACAAGAGCGCUUAUUACAAGUACAAAGAUCGACAAGUGAACCCGGGUAACCCGGCUUUUCAGUAAGGUAGCGAGUCGAUUACUGUCCUGAAAGUUCAACAACACAAACCUCAGCGAGCCGGUUAUUCUCCCAGAUCAGCCCAACAGCAUGAAGGCCAGUGACGGAGCCAAUGAACAUACAGCAGAGUGGAAAUCAAAGCGCAGCCAGCUUCUCAUAUCACCAGGCAGAUUAAUCAGCAUGAUUUCCAGUCUGACAUUUAAAAGUAAGGUAGUUACACAGCGCUGCUUUGACGCGUUAGUCACGUUUCAGUGAUCGCAGCUUCGCAACAACAUUCUGGCUUUAAUGAUAACACUUAUGCUCUCCUGGACCAGAUUUUGUUUUUCCAUUAUAUGACUUUUUAUUUUUCUCUGUGUGUGUCUGUGUAUUUAAAUGUCAAAGCCCCCUUUUUUUUUUAAUAUGUAAGAUUUAUGCCAGUGAUUCUCAAAUGUCUCUUAAUGGCACAGCUCCUUUGAAAGAUAUUUUUCAUUCAUGUUCCCAGCGACACCGGGUUAACAAGAGGUGCAGCUUCUACCAAAAAUACCAAAAACAUCAGUUUUUGGUAUUUUUACACAACCUGGAAAAGAAAAUUUGCUAAAAUUGCACAAUUGUAAAUUUCUUCCAGCAAUUUUUUUUCACAUAACUUUAGUCAUUGUGAGACCUAUAAUUUUUAUCACACAUACGUUUUCUUUAAAAUACAUAAAUUUCAAGCUUAAUUAUUGAUGUUUGAUUCAAGAAAAUCUAAUUUUUUUGUCCAAAUUCUAACUUGGGUGAAAAUGUUAAAAAAUCUUUUUUUUUUUUAAAUUUUCUCAAGCCAUAUUUUUCAUGGUUACUAACUCCAAAAAACGGUUUAUUUUACGUGAUUAAUAUGUGAACUAAACAAAACGGUUUUAUUAAAUUGAUAAUAUAUUUUUUAAGACUUUCCAUAACUUUAUUUUUCAAGCCUCCUGUACCUAUUGCAGUACCGGGGAGCUCCGCUAGGGGCGCUGCGGCGCCCUCGUUUGAGAACCGCUGGCACUUCAUUGGAUUUCCGCUUCAGGGAAGUUCAUGUGAACGUUGAUGGUAGAUGGUUCGAGAUUGGUCUUUUUAUACAUUUCUAUUUAUUUCAAGUUUAAUAUAUAUGUUUUAACAAACUGUGAGUGCAACACACACACACACACACACACACACACACACACACACACACACACACACACACACACACACACACACACACACACACAGAGCCAACAGUCUUAGUCCUUCAGUAUUAAAGCACAUGCUCCCUCAGAGCACUCUCAACAGGUUUUUGAGUGUGUUUGUGUGCAGUUUCGUUUUAGGUUUUCAACCAAAUUUCUGUCUUCCUUCCUUCAUCUCAUGGUUUUUAUCAGCACUUCAGAUGUACUUCAGAUGUUCUCUCCUCACCCUUGUGAUUCAUACUCUGUACUUUAGCGAGAAGCAGCACAAAUGUGCUGAGAGCAGAGUCUGAGGCUUUAAGAAGAAAAGCUGUACAGAUGAAUUGUGCUUGGCUACUGCGUUAGCCGCCCCACGGUAGGGUGAGUGUGUGUGUCUGUGUGUGUGUGUGUGUGUGUGUGUGU
Messenger RNA from Salarias fasciatus (jewelled blenny), 5048 nucleotides. RefSeq names its product transmembrane protein 245 (gene tmem245). The transcript is spliced from 18 exons. The coding region runs from base 39 to 2654 and encodes 871 amino acids. The record is from RefSeq and is a predicted model, not a curated record. NCBI's taxonomy places the organism in Eukaryota, Metazoa, Chordata, Actinopteri, Blenniiformes, Blenniidae.